This is a messenger RNA of Ruditapes philippinarum (Manila clam), 1487 nucleotides long. RefSeq lists its product as uncharacterized. The record is from RefSeq and is a predicted model, not a curated record. The transcript is spliced from 2 exons. Bases 75 to 764 code for a protein of 229 amino acids. NCBI's taxonomy places the organism in Eukaryota, Metazoa, Mollusca, Bivalvia, Venerida, Veneridae.
CUCCAUUGUAUUCAACCAGCUUGGGAAAGUUUUGCGGAACGCAGACGCCAAUUUAUGUUAGUACUAAUAGCACAAUGACGCUGGUGUUUGUGUCAGAUUCAAGUAAAACAGCACCUGGGUUCCAGGCCAGAUAUUACUCUGGAUUAAGAGAUGAUCUUUUAGAAAAUAUCGACACUGGAGGUAAAUCGAUUGACCUCGCAAUUGUUUUAGGUUCUACUCUUGGAUGUUUGGCAUUUUUAGUAUUGCUCUCAGCAAUAUUUGUCCUGGCAUACAAAUAUAAGCAAGCAAAAACAAAAUCUCAAGUACGACAGCGUCCACGACUUCCUCGACCUAUAUCGUCAAUUCAGGUGCGGCCUUACAAUGAUGAUGACCGUUGCUUUAUCAAUCGUCAAAUGCCCCCAGCUUACGAAGCAAUACAAGGUUCUUCCAGCAGCGAACCACAUGGAUACACCUCCGGCAAUAACUAUGGACGUUCUACUCAAAACGAUUCCUACCCUACCAAAAAUACUGACGAGAAGAUUCCCGUGAAGAAAGUAGCAUUUGGAAACAGUAAUGAUAUGACUUCUAAUGCCAUCACUGGGAAUACUUCAGGUGUCCCCGGAAUGCCAGGAAGUAAAGGAAACGCUGUAACGGGUGACAUCCCCGCAGGAACAUCCAGUAUGUUACAAAUAUCCAAUCAUAAGGCCUUAGACAUAGGUAAUCGUGUUGGUGGCAAACGUUCCCUGGAUGCUGGCCCAAUACCAGAGAAGAAGAAAAUACAAUAACUAAUAUAUGAGCCGCGCCAUGACAAAACCAACAUAGUGCGUUUGCGACCAGCAUUGAUCCAGACCAGCCUGUGCGUCCGCGCAGGCUGAUCAGGAUCGAUGCUGUUCGCUUACAAAUCCUACAACAAGUAGAGAAACUGAUAGCGAACAUCAUGGAUCCUGACCAGACUGCGCGGAUGCUUAGGCUGGUCUGGAUCCAUGCUGGUCGCAAACGCAUUACGUUGGGUUUCGUCAUGGUGCGGCUCAUUUGUCAGCACUGUUUCUUCUAUCAUAGAAACAGCCAGCGCGUUUAGUGCUCAUUAUUAUAUUUGUGAAAGCAUUUUGUUACAGUUAAAGUUUUUGCAAUUAAACAACGAAUAAUUAUCAUCAAGAACACUGACCAGAAAUUCCUAAUCUACAUGGUUGUUAUCAAUAAAGGAAGGGAUUUAUACUGCAAUCGCAACAGAAACUGGCAGAUAUUAGCCUCAAAAAUACAUUUUACUUUGAUUUAGAUAUCAUACUAGGGAGUUAUUAUUAGGACAAUGAACCUACAGAUAAUCCUAGUCUUAAGAAAAAGUAAAUUCUUUCAUUUUCGUCGCAUAUAUGCACAGUGGCUAAAACUAUUUUAACAGGUUGUAGUUACAAUCAUUUUUGUUUAUCUUAAAUAGUUUUGUUAUUCAAUGCUGGGGUUAAAUAAGUGCUAAAAGUGUUAUGAAUAUGACACAUUUGUAUGCAUUAUGUUAA